Molecule: messenger RNA, 3006 nt
Organism: Colletotrichum chrysophilum
Lineage: Eukaryota; Fungi; Ascomycota; Sordariomycetes; Glomerellales; Glomerellaceae
Exons: 2
Coding region: 1-3006 (1001 amino acids)
Biological process (GO): carbohydrate metabolic process
Cellular component (GO): vacuole
Molecular function (GO): beta-galactosidase activity
Source: RefSeq, a predicted model, not a curated record
AUGUGGCUGUCAAUACUUUCCUUCGCCUUUCUGGCCUUUGGGCUGCUCAUCGACGGCAUUUCAGGUCGCCUUCAUGUCAUCGAUCAGAGACAGUACCAGGAUGUCGUCAGCUGGGACGAGCAGUCGCUUUUCGUCAAUGGGGAGCGGGCCAUGAUCUUUUCUGGAGAGAUACAUCCGUUCCGCAUACCUGUUCCAGGUCUGUACCUGGAUCUGUUCCAGAAAGUCAGGGCUCUCGGCCUCAACACCGUUUCUUUCUACGUUGAUUGGGCACUCCUGGAGGGGAAGGAGGGAAACAUCGUCACAGACGGCAUAUUCGACCUCCAGCCAUUCUUCGAUGCUGCGACGGAGGCUGGCGUCUUUCUCAUCGCGCGGCCUGGACCAUACAUCAACGCCGAGGUCUCUGGCGGCGGAUUCCCCGGGUGGUUAUCAAGGCUGCGCGCUCGCCUGCGGACGAGUGAUCCAGAGUUCCUCUCUGCUACGGACAAUUACAUGGAAACGAUUUGCGCAAUCAUCGCUGAUAACCAAAUCACGAACGGAGGACCGGUAAUCCUUUUCCAGCCGGAGAAUGAGUACACCAACUUCGAAAAGGGGCGGUCUCCCGACGGGGAAUACUUUCAGUAUGUCAUUGACCAGGCCCGGAAGGCCGGUAUCGUGGUUCCCAUGAUUAGCAACGACGCCAGACCUGAAGGCCACAACGCACCUGACACGGGUGUAGGCGCUGCUGAUAUUUACGGCUAUGACGGAUACCCUUUAGGGUUCGACUGUGGUAAUCCAGAUGUAUGGCCGGCUAACAAGCUUCCGACCAACUACCGUCGACUGCAUCUCUCACAAAGCCCUAGCACUCCGAAUUCCAUCCUGGAGUUUCAGGGAGGUUCUUUCGAUCCGUGGGGUGGUCAUGGUUUCGAGAACUGCGCCGCACUCACUAACCACGAAUUUGAGCGAGUAUUCUACAAGAACAACCUGGCGGCGGGCGUGUCCAUCUUCAACGUGUACAUGCUCUUUGGUGGAACGAAUUGGGGCAACUUGGGCCACCCAGGAGGUUAUACUUCAUACGACUAUGGCGCCGCUAUCAAGGAGGAUAGAAGCGUCGCUAGGGAGAAGUAUUCGGAGUUGAAGCUCGAAGCACAAUUCUUGAAGGUCUCGCCCUCGUACCUGACAGCAAAGCCAGUGAAUAGGACUUCAUGGGCACUCAGUGGUAACCCAAGGAUACUCAUGACGUGGCUGCGUCAACAUGAUGGACCAUCGUACUUCGUGGUUCGCCACAGAAACUACUCCAGCCUGGACACGUCAUACUACUUCCCGAUAUUGCAGACCUCAAGGGGGCCGGUUCGCCCUGGGUUUAUUGGUAACAAGCUCCGGCUUGGUCCGCGGGAUUCAAAAGUUCACGUGGCCGAUUACCCUGUUGGCGACUGGACCUUGCUUUACUGUACUGCCGAAAUCUUCACUUGGCAAAAGUUCGAGAACAGUACUAUUCUAAUGGUGUACGGGGGACCUGACGAAUGGCACGAGAUGGCUAUCAUGGACACACUUGAACACCCGACAUUUCAAGAGGGAUACGAUAUCCAUUUCAGAUACUUCAGAGAUAGCUUGGUUCUGAAGUGGAAGACUUCAGAGCAGCGACGGGUUGUCACGGUCGGUGAUCUAUGGAUCUACAUUUUGGAUCGCAACUCAGCGUAUAACUACUGGGUAGCCGACCAACCGGCCGAAGACGGCUCUUCCUAUGGUACAACUAUCAUGAAUCCUGUAUCGCUCAUCGUCAACGGAGGAUACCUCAUCCGGUCCGUCUGGUUCGAAGAAGAAAUGCUCAAGAUCCAAGGCGAUUUCAACCAAACCACUGAAUUGGAGAUCAUCGGUGUUAACGUCACUACGCUUACUACGCUGGAGAUCAAUGACAGGCAAACGGAUUUUACCACGAAUAAGCUUGGUAACAUGCUUGCAAGACCAUCGCUCUCGGAUGCCACGCCCGUCGUGCCGGAGUUGGCUGCACUCAGGUGGUAUUACACGGACUCGCUCCCUGAAGUUGUCGCAGAAUACGACGACUCUGCUUGGACACGCGCAGACCACGAUUCGUCUAAUAACACGGCUGCUAACCUUACGACCCCAGUAUCUCUUUUUGCUUCGGAUUAUGGCUUCCACAGCAGCACCAUCAUAUAUCGAGGCUAUUUUAUUGCGAAUGGCACCGAGAACCUGUUCAAUGUGACUACCCAGGGUGGUUCAGGCUUUGCAAGCUCCGUCUGGCUUAACGACACGUUCCUCGGCUCAUUCACGAAUGGACCUGACGCCUCGGGUGACAACACUGCAAGCUACCCCAUCACAAACCUCACUGCAGACGCCACACACAUUCUCACCAUCCUAGUCGACACUAUGGGUCUAGAAGAGAACUUCAUCAUUGCGACUGAUAUGAUGAAAACUCCGCGCGGCAUCUUGGACUACACCUUGACUUCACCCUCCGGCUCCACAACAAACAUCACAACUUGGAAGCUCACGGGAAACUUGGGUGGCGAAGACUACCACGAGAAGUUCUGGGGGCCCUUGAACGAGGGCGGUCUCUAUUUCGAGCGUCAAGGGUACCAUCUCCCCUUCCCAUCUGAGCUCUCUGAACUAGGGUCGCCGUUCGACGGCACCACCUCUCCGGGAGUUUCAUUUUACGGCACAAGACUGAUCCUAGAUCUUCCAUGGAAGGAUCUCGAUAUCCCACUUUCCUUCGUCUUUGACGACAUCUCUGACUCUGACGGAGUUUAUCGCGCCAUCCUAUACGUCAACGGGUUUCAAUACGGGAAAUAUGUCAGCAACAUUGGCCCACAGACAAGAUUUCCCGUUCCCGAAGGCGUCUUGAACUAUAAUGGUGACAAUUGGAUUGGGCUUGGUGUCUGGGCCUUGGAAGAGGGUGGAGCGCAAAUCAACAACUUUCGUCUCGAGGUUGAUGGUACUGCCAUCACGACCGGACGGUAUCCAGUUGAAUUCCAACCUGGCCCCGAGUGGUCGCAACGUGAGGAAGCAUAUUAA